Neolamprologus brichardi is the source of this 835-nucleotide messenger RNA. RefSeq names its product urate (5-hydroxyiso-) hydrolase a (gene uraha). The record is from RefSeq and is a predicted model, not a curated record. Lineage: Eukaryota; Metazoa; Chordata; Actinopteri; Cichliformes; Cichlidae. Gene Ontology annotation, molecular function: hydroxyisourate hydrolase activity. Gene Ontology annotation, biological process: purine nucleobase metabolic process.
GACAGUGUUCAGAACUUUGUGGGGGUUUUCUAAUAAAGAUCUGAAGCUGUUACAUAUACCGUAACAUUACAUUACUCAGUAAAAAACUGCAAACCCAGAUUUUUUAUUCAUCAGUGCUCAUGAGCGCAUCCAGGCUGCAGCAACUGAAGAGUCAGAUUUUGCCUGGUAAUAAGCCCACAGCAAUGUCAGGAUCACCUAGUCCUCUGACCACACAUGUGCUGAACACUGCAAUGGGUGUCCCCGGGUCAAAUAUGGCCCUCAGCCUUUAUCAACAAGACCCCUCCACAAACACCUGGAAUUUAGUCACCACCGGGACCACUAAUGAUGAUGGACGUUGCCCUGGACUUAUCGCAAAACAAUCAUUUAAAUCUGGUGUGUACAAAAUGCAUUUUGAGACGGCUCAGUAUUGGGCGAGUAUGGGAGAGACCUGCUUUUACCCGUAUGUUGAGAUUGUCUUCACCAUAAAUGACCCUGGGCAAAAGUACCAUAUCCCUCUGCUUCUGAGUCGUUUCUCUUACAGUACAUACAGAGGGAGCUAGAUAUCAAGCAAGAGGAACCUCCUGAGAUUACCUGUCAGCUGUUUGACACAUCACAUGAUGGCACUGAAUGAACUGUCACACAUAUUGGACAUAUUGACAAGGCACAAUACUCCCUUUCAAUUAUUCUUUUUGUUGUAAUAGUGCCACAAUACCAUAUUUUCUUUCUUUAAAAAAACAAACAAAAAACACUUAUUAAUAUAUGCUGUACUUUAGUCUACCAUAUCAACUAUUGUAAGCUGUUAUUUUAAGAUGUGUAACGUCUAAACUAUCAAAUAAUACAUCUGUCUAAAUCACCA